AUGGCCACCACAGCAUCCCUGCUCUCGGUGCCUCUAUCUGCAUCCUCGCUUCUCGCAAACAAGCAACUAGGCCGAAAUCAUAGCCUUCCCCUAGCGUUGCGAUCACCGGGACACGUGGCAGCUGCUGGUAGGGCUACGGCAGUGAGGUCGGUGUUGCUGGGCGUCGUCGUUGCGUCGUCGUGGGCGCGGCCUGGCAGCGCGCAGGCGAGCGGGGGAGGCGGAGAGGACGCGCCGAUGGCGGUAGCGAAGAGCGAGGAGGAAUGGCGAGCGAUCCUGUCGCCUGAGCAGUUCCGGAUUCUGAGGAUGAAAGGCACCGAGUACCCCGGUACAGGACAGUACAACAAGCACUACGACGAGGGGGUGUACAACUGUGGUGGCUGCGGCGCGCCCCUGUACAAGUCCACCACCAAGUUCAACUCCGGCUGCGGCUGGCCCGCUUUCUUCGACGGGCUGCCCGGAGCCAUCAAGAGAAACGUUGAUGCGGAUGGGCGGCGAGUGGAGAUUGUGUGUGCGGCAUGUGGGGGGCACCUGGGGCACGUGUUCAAGGGCGAGGGGUUCCCCACGCCCACGGAUGAGAGGCACUGCGUGAACAGCGUGUCACUGACUUUCACUCCAGCGGAUGAGUAA
Molecule: messenger RNA, 627 nt
Organism: Closterium sp. Naga37s-1
Lineage: Eukaryota; Viridiplantae; Streptophyta; Zygnematophyceae; Desmidiales; Closteriaceae
Source: the annotation of a GenBank genome assembly